GAUGUUUAAUUCGAUGCUUGAUAGAUAUUUUUCUCCACUCUAAUUUUGAAUUUCUUUACUGACGUAUCGCGGUAGCGGAUUGAUUUGGUUUGAAAAAUAUUUUUAAAUGUGGAUGUUAAUUUAUUUUUAAAGUCCCACGUGCCUGUUCAAUCAAAUGUGCUAAAUUUCACCUGAUAGCCAACUUAAAGUACAAAAUUUGUACAUAAAACGAGGACACUAUUGCAAUCAUGUUACGAUCUGCUGUGACAAGUAUAUAUUAAUAUACGUACCUAUACAUGCACAUUCCGAAGUGUAGGUGUAUGUAAAUCUAGGAUAUUUAUGUAUGUAACUCGGUAUCGUGCUCUGGCAGAUACAAACACCGAACUCAGUGCGAUCAAGCUUCAUACAUAUGUAUGUACAUAUGUAUGUUCGGCGUACUCGUUGACUGUAUUCCAAGAAUAAAAACUUGUGAAAGUGUGAAUAAAAUAAAUUUGUAUAUUAAAGUGUUGUCAAAUUAUUGAUUACAAAUUGCGGAACACACAAAAAAUGUUUCAGUCUUAUUCAAAAGAAAGUUAAAGCAAACAUUUAAAAAUUAUGUUUUGCCGUCGGAAAAUUAGUUUUGUUGCUCUGUAGAAAUAAAUGUGUCUUCCCAUGUAGAAACUAUGGAUCAAACGGUUUAAAAAGUAUUAUUUCUGGCAACCUUCAGAAAAAAGGACGUAGCUUUAUUAUGGCGACAAUAUUUGACGAUUCCAUAAUUGUUGCAGGUAACAAGAUCUAGCAUACUCUAGAUACCACAUAAAAAUUUUAAGGGUAAAAACAUGCCGCAUACACACACCAGACAUGGAUCAUCUGGAGAUGAUUUAUGCAGCACUGAUGAAGUUAAGAUAUUUAAAGACGAAGGAGAUCGUGAGGAUGAUAAAAUAUCUUCUGAAAAUCUAUUAGUCGAAGAAAAAUCAAGCUUAAUAGAUUUAACGGAAAGUGAGGACAAGGGCCAAAAAACAGUACGUCCGGAACACAGCCCAGUUUUUAAUAAACUUGAUACCCACACACCAGGCUUUAAUAUGGGAUAUUUAGUUUCACCAUAUUCAUAUGCAAAUGGGUCCCCAAGUGGAUUACCAGUUACAAUGGCCAACAAAAUUGGGUUGCCCCCAUUUUUUUGUCACAAUGCAGAUCCAUUAGCUACACCACCGCCGGCGCAUUGCGGAAUUCCACCAUAUCAACUGGACCCUAAGGCUAUGAGUUUGACUCGUCCCGCUUUAUAUCCUUUUGCCGCAGGUCAAUAUCCAUAUCCAAUGCUGAGUUCUGACAUAUCUCAAGUGGCUUCAUGGCAUACACCGUCUGUAUACUCUGCAUCUAGUUUUAGAACUCCAUAUCCUUCUUCAUUGCCAAUAAAUACAACGCUAUCAAGCGAUUUUCCUUUCCGGUUUUCACCAAGCCUAUUACCUUCAGUACAUGCUACAUCUCACCAUGUAUUAAAUUCACAUCCAGCUAUAAUGGGAGCAAGUUCCAAACAAGACAAUGGAGCUCAAGAAACAGCAACAAAUAGUAGAUAUUCGAGGAACCUGGAAACAAAAAAUACGUCAAGUAUUCAAACGAAUGACACUAAAGAUAUUUCUAAUGACAAAAAAAAACCACAUAUAAAAAAACCAUUGAAUGCGUUUAUGUUGUACAUGAAGGAAAUGAGAGCCAAAGUAGUUGCUGAAUGUACACUUAAAGAAUCGGCAGCUAUAAAUCAAAUUUUAGGGCGGCGGUGGCAUGCCUUGGGGCGUGAGGAGCAGGCAAAAUAUUACGAGUUGGCGCGACGAGAACGUCAACUACAUAUGCAAAUGUACCCCGAUUGGAGCUCUCGUACAAAUGCCUCCCGUGGCAAAAAGCGGAAACGGAAAGAUACCAACGACGGAGGAAAUAAUAUGAAAAAAUGUCGAGCUCGAUUUGGAUUAGAUCAACAAAACCAAUGGUGCAAACCAUGCAGACGCAAAAAAAAAUGUGUUCGUUAUAUGGAGGCAAUGAAUGGAAAUGGUCCUAUGGAAGAUGGAAGCGGUCAUGAAGAUCAUGGAAGCCAACUGAGUGAUGACGACGAUGAUGAUGAGGAAGAUAAUCCACUUGGGGAAAGUUGUGGAAGCGCCGAUGAAAACAACAAAAUAUUAGAUGACGACGCAGAAUCAUUAAACCAAUCCUUGUCCAGCCCAGGUUGUCUUAGUAGUUUACAAAGUCCAUCGACAACAACAAGUCUAGCCAGUCCUCACAAUGUUAAUAUAAAUACUAUAGCUCCGCCCGUAUUUUCGUGCGUCAGUGUGGAUCAGUCAUCUAAUCUUAGACCUCAAUCAGUUUCCAUAUCAGGAUCGAGUAGUGGGUCAACUUGUAGCAUAAGCACUACUCCGAAUACCUCAAGUACGGUCUCGCCAGUAACAGGUACAGCAGGCCCCUCUCCGAUUUCAGCUAAUGAACGCGCCAUGAUGCUAGGAAAUCGGUUUAGCCACUUAGGAAUGGGAUUAAGCCCUCCUGUAAUUAACACAAAUAACAAUCAACCUGAUCCGUUUUAUCACACACACCCUGCAGUUAUUAAUAACACAUUCCCUACGUUGCCGAAAAUUUUGAAUAGUAAUUGCUUGAAUUCUGGGGUUCUGUCUAAAGCUUCAGUAUGUAAUAUUUCGCGAAGCCCCAUUGGUGCAAAUCCAAGGGAUAUAAACAAUCCCCUUAGCAUUAAUCAAUUAACUAAGAGACGUGAAAAUCAACAUUUUGAUACGAUUGAUUCGGAGGCAGGUAUGGCUCAAGCCGCCAAGUCUCUUAUUCAUCAUGUAUCUACUAAUAGCUAUCGUGCGAACCACACUCUUUUAAGUGGCAAUUUGAAUCAAAAUUUUCAGAAGCAACUUGGAAGCUCUGUUGAAAUAUCAAAAAAUGUUAAGCCAUCAAUGAUUUGUGAAACUAUUAACAAUGGCGAAUGUAAUAAAAAAUCGGAUGGGAAAUCCAAUGUUUCGAUUACACCAAGCGCUGGCGCUACUGAAUCUGGAGUUAUUAGCGUAUCAUAGGAGUGUUAUUAUUAAAUAUUCGGAUUGAUUAAUUGGAUUUAAAAUACACUCUAAAUGAACUAACGUGCAAUAAAUAAUCUGAACAUCCAAUCGCCAUCUCUUGAAACAAGUGGCCAUACUAGUGCCAAAUUUUAAGCAUAUUUAUUUUUUAUCAUUCGCGUUCAAACAUAUGUGUUGGCUUAAAUUUCAUAUUUUUCUUUUUAUUUUACCCAAUGCAACAAAUGAAUGUAAUUAGAUCCAUAAGUGAAAAUAAAUAAUAUAAAAAGGACAUACCUUAAGAUUUUCACUUAGUUAACUCGAAUACUUUUAUUUAUAAAAAUGUUUUAAUUAUUCAUCUAUCACACAAAAAGCAUUGUUAUUUAUUGCUUCAGAGAUCUUGUUGUUUUCUCUAAAACAUCACUCAUACUAUUGUUAUUUAAUUUUCGUACCCACAAUUUAAAGAUUAUUUUUAUUGUUCCACCCCAGAAGAAUGUGUUAUCUGAUCAAAGAGUGCAGUUCUGUCAUACAAAAAUGUUCUAUAUAUUAAACAAGUUCCCUAACGGUAGGGGCUUUCUUUCCAAUCCAUUAUGCAUAUUAGCUUUAUUUCAUAUUUGCAUUCCCACCAAGUUACAUUAUUAAUUCUUAUUUGUAAUAAAAAAGAAAACAAAUUUUGGCGGUUUAAAAAAAAUAUUAAAAGAUAGAACAAUCCGAAAAUUGGUAUAUAACUAAAAUUUGUUUGUUAUCAAACAAAGCUUCAAUUGUUUCUCAUUUUAAUCUUUUUUAAGAUAAAUUUUUGCGGUUAUAUUCAUAUGGUUUCGAUUGAAAAUAUAUAAAAUGAUUACUUUGGUUAUAAAAAAUAGCUUGGGCCUAAUUGUUUUUAUUGUAAUGAGGUUUGUCUAUGAAUUGGUGUUUUUUUAAUAAAAAUUUCUUAAAUUUCUUUUCUUUUAUUCGAUUAUUCGAUUCGAUUGAGAGUAGAAUUGGGAGUAGAAUCAAUUGAGAAAUUUUUAAAUAAAAUAAGACAAACCAAAAAAAAAUUUUUUUUUUUAUAUCAUAUCUAAUAAAACGUUUAAAAAUAUAUUAACACUCCUGAUAACGCAAUUUCGUAUAGCAAUUUCGCAAUUUCGUAUAGGAACACAUAAGGAUUUGUAAAAAUAUUGUUUGUAGUUUUAGCAAUGUGAUUAGUACGUGAUUUUCUACACAUUCGCGGUCUCAAGACGUGUUAAAUAUUUGAAACAAAAAAAUUUAAAAUUUCUAAACCGUUUUAAAGGACGGCGGCCGGAUGCUCACGCACAGAAAAUGUCAAAUGAUAGUCGACACAUUUUUUUCCCCAAUUUUUGUUUUUCUGUAUUAUAGGAAAGGUAAACUAAACAAAAGCCGAAAUUUCUUUUUUGUACUUUUUGAUCAGAUGGGUAUAUUGUAUGUAUGAUUGAUAUAUGUAUGUGUACAUUUAAAUUGUAUUGAAUGGAAAUCUUGCCAACGUCAACAUAAGUUUGAAUUACUUUUUAUUUGUUUUAAUAAGAAACAAAAUGAAUCGAUUAAAAACGAUUAAGCAAAUUAUUUUGUAAAUAGGAAACAUGGUUUUACAGAUGGUAUUUAUAAUGCUUACGAAUUUAUUCACCAUAAGACCUGAUAGCGACUAUUUUAUUAAGGGAAAAAAUGCUAAUUAAAUAAUAAACAAAAAGUUAAACUCGCUGGUUUGUAAUGUUUUUAAUACACUAUGAUUGUACGUAUUUCUAUACUAGUCUUCAUUCAGUUAUUAAAUUAAUUACAUAUACAUGAUUGUCAAAUUUUCUCGCAUAUCGUACAAAGUGCUAAGCACUUUUAUAUGAUAUUUUACGGUAGAGACAAAACAAGUAUCUUAAAAAUUAUUGAUCUUACGUCUACUACGUCUUUAUUUGUAAAGACUCCAGUAAAAGCCCAUAGAGUCGCAUAUUUAGGUACUUAAAUUAUAAUGUCUCUGAUUUCGGUGGUUUUAUGCAUAUCAAUAUUUAUUUCCGUAAGCUGGAUAAAUGUAUAAAAAUUUUACUAGAGCCUUAUGCAAAUCUAUAGAUUUAUUGCAAAAAAAAUAAUAUAUAGAAAUCACGCGGCUUUUUCGUUAAUAUUCUAAGCAAUAUUUUAGAAUAGCAUGGCUUUAUGAAUAUUAUUCGAUUUAAAAUUUAAAGUAGUAACUAUUUAAUUAUUUUUUCUAUAUUUUUAUCUACUAUAUUUUUUCUAUUCCACACAUAAAUACACCGAAUACAAUUUAUUUUAAUUUUUUUUUUACCAAUAUUAAGUCAUUAAAUAAAAUGUGAAUUUACAAUGACCUUGACAAUUAAACACAAUUUGACUAUUCCGAAAUUUUUCCGAAGCCUAGCAUGCCUAAUAGCGUAUUGAGAAUAUAAACCAAGUAAGCUAAUUAAACAUCGAAAUAUAUGUAGCUGUGAUAAUAAAACUACCGAUUUAUGUAGGGCUCUAGUCGCGUAUUUUUAUGUAGAUGCAUGUACAUAUGUAACGAUAGUUUAUGUAAGAGAAUAAUAUGACGAAGAAUCUGUGUUAGUAAGAAGGUCAAAAUAAUAUUCAUGGUAAUUUGGUUUAAAUAAGGUAUUAAAUAUACAUAUAUUCUGAACAAUGUGUAAAGCCAUUGCCAAUAUAAAAGACUGUUUCACACAUAUUAUAUAUGUUUGACUUCGAUAAAAAUUACCAAUUGUACAGGAUUGUAUUAGACUUUAAAACGUAAGUAAUUUAGACUAUUUAAGUACUAUGCAUGGCCCUUUAAAAUAUAAUAUAAAAAAAAAUAAUUACAGAUAUUGGAUAAUUUUAAAUUGUAUAUAAACAUCACUUAUUAAUUCAUGGAGGUAUAAAAGUCAAAUAAAAAAUACUACAAAUAAAUUUGCAUUUUCGAAUAAAUACGGUAAUAUUUUAAAAAUAAUUUAAGGUUUUAAUUACAAUUGGCUUCCAUUUUCUGUGUUUUACAUAUAUUUUUAUUAGUAAAACAAAAUUAAUGCAACUUAAAUUUGAAAAUGUAAUUUUAUUAAUAAUAAGUAACUGAAAAAUAUGGUUUUAUUAGUGAAUUUUUUUGUUAUUCGUAUUGAAUGUUAAAAAAUUAUUUAUAUGUAUUUGUUCAAAAAAAAAAAAUGCUGUUCAUUUUAUUAGUUUGCUGCAAAAACUUAACAGAAAUUCAAAAAAAGUUUUUAUAUAUAUUUAUUGCUUAAAACACAAAACAAUUAUAUUUACCACAAUUGAUUGACUGAUUGGUUUUAGCCUUUGUGCUUUAGAUAACUGUUUAGAUAACUAUAAUAACAUAUGUUAAUCCUAGAGUUUAGUGUAUAAGAUGUCGCAAUAUAAAAAAUAAAUAUUAAAACGAGCUAAUGUAAUUACCAUUUAAGCUAUGUAAUAAACUAAUGUACGAAAUGUAAUCGUAAAAUAUUGUACUCUAAUAAACUGAAGCAAUGUUGAAUCUA
Messenger RNA from Drosophila ananassae, 6427 nucleotides. It is a transcript of the gene pan, whose product is annotated as protein pangolin, isoforms A/H/I/S. Bases 798 to 3008 code for a protein of 736 amino acids. NCBI's taxonomy places the organism in Eukaryota, Metazoa, Arthropoda, Insecta, Diptera, Drosophilidae. The record is from RefSeq and is a predicted model, not a curated record. Gene Ontology annotation, cellular component: beta-catenin-TCF complex. Gene Ontology annotation, molecular function: DNA-binding transcription factor activity, RNA polymerase II-specific; RNA polymerase II cis-regulatory region sequence-specific DNA binding. The transcript has 12 exons. Gene Ontology annotation, biological process: regulation of transcription by RNA polymerase II; canonical Wnt signaling pathway.